CCGCAACAAACCGUUAAAAAUAACAAUAAAAAUUACACAAAAAUAUGGUCGGUCAAUACGACAACCCAAUCAUGCCACAUAACGUGAGAUCAAGAUGGACGUGGACAUGCCUACUAUCCCAACGCCAACUGUUCGGUCGGCAACAAACGUGGCACGUACUUUGACUACUCCUCCGCCCCGCCCAACUAAUGCUACGACCACGACUACCGCUUCUGGAAGUGGCUCACGAGCAGCCGCAUCAACGCCAUAAGCCCAACCCGAGCCGCGUCGCAUUAGAUGCCCGCCGGAAACACCGACUACAGCACUGUGGACUCUUUAAGGAAUUGUCACCGACACAACGCCAUCUUGCUGCCCAGGCACAUGAACACUGCCUCAACUGCCUGUCGCACACACAUGUGACGCUAUUUGAGCCACACGUGUGGCAGACCACACCACACACGCUGCUGCAUAGGGCCCCACGACGCGAUGUAGGUCAGCCAUCUGCCUUAUGCGCGAAUAGAGCAAGGCAAGCAAACCGGGCGGUACGACGUCGUACCACUGCAGCCCGGCCUGAGCCCCAUCAAUGGCGUCCGCAUCACGUUGCACCAACCAAGCGUCGACCAAAAGGGCCACAGCAUCGCCCCGUUACUGGACUCAGCAACGUAGUGGCAACACUCCAGCAAUUACAAAGAUUGCUAGGAUAAAUAUUCGCCUAGGGGAGCCAGAAUGGUUAUAUGAGAUAAGACCGAAUCGAAUCCACACUGAAUUACCCUUAUAAGUGAAACGGGUGCAGUAUAUAAAGAAGUAGAAGUGGUAAGUGUGUCAAAGACAAAAGUGAAGUGGGCACCUACUCAAACAGUGCUACUUUAAACACGGAUAAAUUUUAGAGUAGCAUCCCACGAUUGCGGGGUAAAAUGGGUUUGUACAGACAGAGGAGAUCCUCCAGAUCAAGAAAAUAUAUGCAUAG
Molecule: messenger RNA, 946 nt
Organism: Bactrocera latifrons
Lineage: Eukaryota; Metazoa; Arthropoda; Insecta; Diptera; Tephritidae
Exons: 2
Coding region: 189-683 (164 amino acids)
Source: RefSeq, a predicted model, not a curated record